Chrysochloris asiatica (Cape golden mole) is the source of this 396-nucleotide messenger RNA. It is a transcript of the gene MRPS28, whose product is annotated as mitochondrial ribosomal protein S28. Gene Ontology annotation, cellular component: mitochondrial small ribosomal subunit. NCBI's taxonomy places the organism in Eukaryota, Metazoa, Chordata, Mammalia, Afrosoricida, Chrysochloridae. The record is from RefSeq and is a predicted model, not a curated record. The transcript is spliced from 2 exons. Bases 1 to 396 code for a protein of 131 amino acids.
AUGGCGGCGCUGUGUUGGACCCGCACCAUGGGUGCCGAGAGUCGUUUCCUCCAAGUGUUUGUUUUCUCCCGGCCUUUUAGAGGCUCGGGUACUCAGAGUGGCUCCGGAAGCGAGAGUUCUAAUUCUGCAGAACCUCGAGCUCGCCCAGGUGGCUUUGCAAACGCACUGGAAAGGUUCUCGGAACUGCAGCAGCAGGAGCAACUCAGACGGGGUUCUCCAAAGAAGGUGGAAUCCUUUGCAUCUAUGCUGAGACACUCGCCUCUUACACAGAUGGGACCUGCCAAGGAUAAACUGGUCAUUGGACGAAUCAUUCAUAUUGUGGAAAAUGAUCUUUACAUAGAUUUUGGUGGCAAGUUUCAUUGUGUAUGCAGAAGACCAGAAGUGGAUGGAGAGUAA